CUUCGCGUUUACUGCUGCCACAAGCACAGCUCACAAUCACAUCGUUUAUUUGUGCGCCUGACGCGCGCAGGAGCGCACGCACAGUCCGCCUGUCCACGAGCGACUUCAAGUUCAGCGAGAACUCCUGAGCACGCUUCCACUGACCCAUUCCAGCUGCGCAAUCAGCUUUAUUGGGUACUAAAGCAGUACUUUAGAAAACGCAUGGCAUGGUGACUGAGAGGAACGGAGGAAUUCUCUCUUCGGCGUCUUUAGUGGAGAUUCAGCGUUGAAUGAAACUGUCUGCAAAAUUAGCUGUCAAACGCGCAGGAUGUGUCGAGUGUCGAGAAAGUAGAGCUGUUUAAUCGACUAUCAACAAACUUCAGUUGCUUUGACUGACAUUGGAAAGUCAUGGCAUCAGUGUCGUGGAGACACGCGCUUUUCUUCUUGCUAGCCGUGAAUCUGUCUGUGCUGACAACAGCAUGCAGUGGUCACUAUGGCAGUGUCAUUGAGGAGUUCUGCCUGGCCAAGUUCAAGCUGGACAUGGAGGUUCUCGAUCAGCGCCAGUGGUGCAGCUGGGAGGACACAGUUGAGUCCUAUGGAGAACUGACCAACUGCACGUUCCUGGUGGCUCUGAAGAUGAACUGUUUCUGGCCCAACCGAAUGGUGGACGAAUUCUUCAUCCGGGUGCACAGGCACUACUUCCAUGACUGCUCAAUGUCUGGACGGCUGCUUCACGAUCCACCCAAUCGGAUCUUGGGGCCUUUUAUUGUGGUGCCCAUUCUGGUGACGCUACUCAUGACUGCCCUAGUGGUGUGGAGGAGUAAACGCAGCGAGGGUAUCGUAUAAUCGAUAAGCUAACCAAGUACCUCCACACUGAACAAUAGAGAAGGACUGCAAGCACUAAGAAAGACUUGUUUCUCAUCAAGUGGUUGUAUAUCCAAACACUUCUAGUGAAUGCUGACACUGUGUUAUCUGCACACAGAUAACAAACCAGUCAUUUAUACAGAAACAGCACUAUUUCUUUGAGGUAGUUUUUAACUAAAUGUUUUGUCAUACCAGUAUUCUGUUAGUAAAACAGAUCUCCAGUCUAGAUGCAAGUCAUUAUGAUGAUGACGGAUAAGUUUCACCUUGGAUGGACACACACCGAAGGGAGGACACUGUUAUUCCCACACGUUCGACAAACCUUUACCAUCAUGUGAGCACUGGACAUUGAACAAACCUUUUUGUGUCACCCUCAAUGCAUUUCACUCUCAUAAAUGUGCUUUGUGCCAAAUGAUGACACUCAUUCAUUCAGUCAGUCAGUCAGUCAGUCAGUCAGGAUUAGUAUUCUUUUGUUGAUUUAAGAAAAGAAGAGGGCUACAACCACGAUAUACUGCAGGCAAUAGACAUCAGGUUCUGGAUCAGAACUGCAGUCUUUUGUACUGACAUUGUAUCAGAUAACAGUAGAACCAUUGAACCAGAAAGAAUCAGUGCAUUUAUUUGCCGUCUCUCAUCUCAUGAACUCUCGUCAUAAGGUCAUGUCAAGGGAAAAUAUUUUCCUGCUGUAGCGGAGAGCAACCUACCGGCUAAGAAGCUUGCAGCAUUUGUUGUGAAAUAAUUUAUGUAUUAGCACUAAAAGGAUGUUUUUAUUCACAUGAUUCUGCUAAUUGCUUUUUUUAAAGCUAUAUAUGUGUUUCCCUGGAGCUCUGUACCCACAGUGAGUGGUUUAAAAGCCUGUGGUGAACUGGACCAUGGCACAGAGACAGUAGACAUUUCUAAUGUCAGCUGAAUUUCAAAGCAUCUGAUUUCUGUUGCAGUUUUAAUAAAGCCAUUUGCCCUC
This is a messenger RNA of Carassius auratus (goldfish), 1798 nucleotides long. It is a transcript of the gene ramp1, whose product is annotated as receptor activity modifying protein 1. Gene Ontology annotation, molecular function: coreceptor activity. The record is from RefSeq and is a predicted model, not a curated record. Gene Ontology annotation, cellular component: membrane; cell surface; signaling receptor complex. NCBI's taxonomy places the organism in Eukaryota, Metazoa, Chordata, Actinopteri, Cypriniformes, Cyprinidae. The coding region runs from base 388 to 825 and encodes 145 amino acids. The transcript has 3 exons. Gene Ontology annotation, biological process: G protein-coupled receptor signaling pathway; intracellular protein transport; protein localization to plasma membrane.